AUGGAUACUAUGGAUGAAGUUGGGUCUGAUCAUGAUGAUGUAUUAAAUAGUGAGAAUGAAAUAGAACAAAGAUUUGUUUUUCAACAUAUUGGCGAUGAAGAAUAUCUUUCAAGUAAUGAUAAUUAUUUAGAUGAUAUGAUAGCAAAUGAUCUUUCUGCUUCUGAUAAUAUAAUAGAUAAUGAGACAUUACCUAAUAAAAAUAAUCUUACAAAUAUAGUUGAUCAUUGUACUAUUGAAAUAAUACACAACAAUAGACAAACAAAAUGUAAUAAAAUUAUUGUUACAGGAUAUGGAUCUACUGGAAAUUUUUGGGAUCAUUUGGGUGCUAUUCAUGGAAUUACAAAAGAUAACAAUACAAAAUUUACUAAAUCAAAUCAACAAAAUAUUAAGUAUACAUUUCAAAAUCCUAUACAACAAAAAUUACAAAAUCAAACUUCUUAUAGUAGAGAUGGAUAUUUAGGUGUAAUAUGUUACUGGAUAAAUAAUGAAUUUAAACUUAAUAAAAUUGUUCUUGGAAUUUACCAAUGUAAAUAUCCUCAUACUGGAGAAACAAUUAAAGAUAUGUUGAAUAAUAUUAUGAAUAAAUAG
Molecule: messenger RNA, 588 nt
Organism: Cetraspora pellucida
Lineage: Eukaryota; Fungi; Glomeromycota; Glomeromycetes; Diversisporales; Gigasporaceae
Source: the annotation of a GenBank genome assembly